AGUAGAAAACAUGAUUUGUCGUUUGUGCCUUCAACGAAAUUUUAAUUAUGUUGAGAUAUUUAGCGAGGAUGGAUUAAAAAAAGAUAUGGCAAAUAUAUUAGCUAAACAUUUUUGGUUUCAACCAAUGGAUGAUGAUCCCAUAUCUACGUCUAUUUGCACAAAUUGUUGGGAAAAUGUAUACAAUUUUCACGAAUUUUAUUUAAUGGUAAAAAAAAAACAUACAUUACUAACUGAACGAUAUUUUGUGAAAAGCAUAAACGUAAAAGAUAAUGUUCAGGAAGUUGGAAACAGUAACAGCGUAACGUCCAGCACGCUAAAUCUUAUGGCAGAACAUAGUGAAUAUUUGGAUAACAGCGAAUUGAUAUCAUGUGAUGUGGAAAUUGACUCUGAUACUUUAGAAAUAGUUAAUCAUGAGCACAAAGAAAAAAGUCCUGAAAAAUCAUUGCAAGAAAUUGAAUAUUCAACGGAUUCAAAUCUUAUACAUUGCUCAGAGGAUUUAAAUAUUGUACAAUCGUUUGAAGCAGAUGAAAUCCAAAUACAGGCAACCGAUCCUUAUGUGUCAGAGGAACCAAAAAGUGUUGAUACUUUACAAAAAACUAUUAUAAUUGAUGACCAUAUAGAACGGCGACUGACGCGUUCUACAACUAAAGCCAUUGAACGAAAUGACGAUGAACAAACAACAAUUGAAAAGCAAUGUGAACCAGUAAGUGAAACCUCUUAUAUCGAAAUACCAGAAAUUGUAGAAAAUACAAAGAAAAAAAGACGCGGACGACCACGUAAAACUGAUUUAAGUAACAUUAAUAAUGAAUCUCCAGUAAAAGUGAGCGAGAGUUCUAUUGAUAUUAAAAAUGAUUUAAAAACGGAUGAUGUAGAUCUGAAGAUAGCUGAACACAUGAAUCUUACAUGUGAUGUUUGUGCUAUUAAGAACUUAACAUUCGGAACUUUGCGACAGCACAUGCGAAAAGUACAUAGGGUAAAGGGUUACGUACUCUGCUGUGGCAAAAAAUUUUUUAAACGAAGUGUACUAGUGGAGCACAUAGAGAAACAUGUUAAUCCCGAACAAUAUAAAUGUAAUGAAUGCGACAAAGUUUUUAAAACCAAGCAAUGUAUGAGAAAUCACGUACUGUUAAAACAUACACCAGACGAAGAAAAAACAUUUAAAUGCGAUUCAUGCCCAAAAAAAUUCGCUAAGUUGUAUUUACUCACUUUGCAUAGAAGUAUACACAGCUCACAAGAGGAGUACACGCAUGUUUGUGAGAUAUGCAAAAAAUGUUACCCCACAGCAUCUCGUCUAGCGACACAUAUCAAAUUAACACAUUCUGGCUAUGGAACAAUGUGUGAUAUAUGUGCAAAGGUAAUACGUGGACGAAGUGCUUUCGCUAAACAUCAAUUACAACACACUGGUGCGGUUAUACCAAAAGUGCAGUGUGACAAAUGUGGAUCAUGGCAUAAGGAUAAAUACAGUUUGCAAAAACAUAAACGUCGUCAUAACGAAGACGGUACUUUACAUAUAUGUGAUAUAUGCAAUAAAGUUGCACCUAAUCGUAGCGCACUUCUAAGCCAUCAACGCUAUGUGCAUUCAUCAGAACGCAAAUAUAAAUGUGGUUUGUGCCAGAAAGCCUUCAAGAAGCCACUUAAUUUGAAGGAACAUAUGGCUCUUCAUACCGGUGACACACUUUACAGUUGUCCGCAUUGCACAAAAACAUUUAAUUCAAAUGCAAAUAUGCAUUCUCAUCGUAAGAAAGUACAUCCUAAAGAGUUUGAAGAAACAAGAAAAAACCGGAUGGAAGCAUCUAAAUUAUCUACACCAACAGAAGAUACCCAAGUACCUAGGACAACUAACUCAGACUCACAUUCACAAAUUAUAACAAUACAAACACCUGAUGAUGGAGAAAUUCAUAAUAUUAUUAUAACAACAGAGGAUUUCAGUGAGGAUGGCAUGGAAAACGAAGAAAAUAGCAUUAUUUUAACAUUAAAUACUUAGAUAUAAACCAAUGUACAUAAGUUUUAGUUAUAUUUUUUUUAUUAACAGUAGUCCCUUUUAUG
Teleopsis dalmanni is the source of this 2046-nucleotide messenger RNA. RefSeq names its product transcription factor grauzone-like. The coding region runs from base 11 to 1984 and encodes 657 amino acids. Gene Ontology annotation, cellular component: nucleus. The record is from RefSeq and is a predicted model, not a curated record. Gene Ontology annotation, molecular function: zinc ion binding; DNA-binding transcription factor activity. The transcript is spliced from 6 exons. NCBI's taxonomy places the organism in Eukaryota, Metazoa, Arthropoda, Insecta, Diptera, Diopsidae.